Messenger RNA from Scatophagus argus, 3745 nucleotides. It is a transcript of the gene thbs3a, whose product is annotated as thrombospondin 3a. Gene Ontology annotation, molecular function: calcium ion binding. Gene Ontology annotation, cellular component: extracellular region. Bases 495 to 3356 code for a protein of 953 amino acids. The transcript has 23 exons. NCBI's taxonomy places the organism in Eukaryota, Metazoa, Chordata, Actinopteri, Scatophagidae. The record is from RefSeq and is a predicted model, not a curated record. Gene Ontology annotation, biological process: cell adhesion.
UGUUUUAUUUUCAGCGUGACACUUUAACUGUAGCUUCUAAAGUAAAAUACCUUCGUGAAUACAGUACUGACUGACCGUGAAGCUGGACAAGUUAAAACAGUUGGGUGGCGCCUUAACGUCAAGUCUCGCGCGCUUUAUGCUAAUCAGCGCGAGCCGUUUGGAGGAGAGCUGCGCGCGCCCCAGCAGCAGUUUCCAGCUGCGCUCGUGAACGGGACCGUUCGUCUCUGCUCAGCUUUGGUCCCCCGGUGUCGCUGCCUCCUCCUCCGGACAGAAACUCCGUCACAGUGCGCUCGGUUCUCCUGCAUCUUCGUCCAAAGUCCUCGCUUUAACGUUCGCCUGCCGGUUUUUCUCCGGCUCCCCGCCGACUGCUUCGGGAGCGCAUCGCCAGUUCUGGUUCUGCUCCCUUCCUCAUUUUAGGAGUUUCUCCAGGCUCCAGUUCCUGUGGAUGUUUUAUCUGUCCCCCUGGUCCGGGUCCUUCGGUAACUGUUUCGGACAUGGGUCGGAGUGUGCUGGUCCCGGUUCUGCUGUCAGCUAUCUGUGUUGGACUCGCGGCGGGAGUACCGGACGGACCGGACGUUCAAGUGAUUGACGUGCUGAGUCUUCAGGACUCAAAGCAGAGCGUUGCGGCGGUGGAGAAGCUGUCAGGUGGUCUGAGCGCGCUCAGUGACGUCUACGUGGCAUCGACGUUUCGGCUGCCGGCGAAGUUGGGCGGAGUCCUGGUGGGUGUCUACAGCAAGCAGGACAACAGGAAGUAUCUGGAGGUCGCCGUCAUGGGGAAGAUCAAUAAAGUCCUGGUUCGUUAUGUCAGAGCCGACGGGAAGAUCCACACUGUUAACCUCCAAAAUGCUAACCUGGCCGACGGCCGGACUCACUCCAUCAUCUUGAGACUCGGUGGCCUUCAGCGUGACAACAUGCUCACGGAGCUCUACGUCGACUGCCGAUUGGUCGACUCCAACCAGGGUCUGCCGCCGCUGGUCUCUCUGCCCAGAGAGGCAGAAAUGGUGGAGAUCAGACACGGACAGAAGGCCUAUGCCCGACUGCAGGGCGCAGUGGAGUCCCUCAGACUGGCUCUAGGGGGCAGUGUUGCCAAAGCCGGAGCUCUUACAGACUGUCCGUUCCAGGGAGACUCGUCAGCCUACAACUCAGUGAGCGGAGAGGUCAACUCCAUCCUGGGUGACCACACCAAGGCUCUGAUUGGUCAGCUCAUCAUCUUCAACCAGAUCCUGGGAGAACUGCGACAGGACAUCAGAGAGCAGGUCAAAGAGAUGGCUCUGAUCAGAAACACCAUCCUGGAGUGUCAGGUUUGUGGUUUCCACGAGCCGCGCUCGCGCUGCUCUCCCAACCCCUGCUACAAGGGCGUGUCCUGCGUGGAGAGUCUGCAGUAUCCCGGUUACACCUGUGGACCCUGUCCACCCGGAACCAUCGGCAACGGGACGCACUGCCGCGACGUGGAUGAGUGUGAGCUACAGCCAUGUUUCUCUCCUGAAGCCUGUGUCAACACUGUUGGGGGGUUCAGCUGUCAGCCCUGUCCUCCUGGCCUGUGGGGGGCGCCACUCGCUGGAACUGGACUGGACUAUGCCAAAAUACACAGACAGGAAUGUGUGGACAUUGACGAGUGCUUGGAGCUUCCAGAUGCUUGCGUGUCAAACUCAGUGUGCAUCAACACUGUGGGCUCAUAUAAAUGUGGAGGCUGUAAACCCGGUUUCCUCGGUAACCAGACCUCAGGCUGCUUCCCCAGGAAGUCAUGUGCUGCUCUGGCCUUUAACCCCUGUGACACCAACGCCCACUGCACCAUGGAGAGGAACGGGGAGGUCGCCUGCAGGUGUAACGUGGGCUGGGCUGGUAACGGUCACACAUGUGGAGUGGACACAGACAUCGACGGCUAUCCCGACCGCUCGCUGCCCUGCAUGGACAAUGACAAACACUGCAAACAGGACAACUGCAUGUUGACACCAAACUCUGGUCAGGAGGAUGCCGACAACGACGGGAUUGGAGAUCAAUGUGACGAGGAUGCAGAUGGAGAUGGCAUCAAAAACGUGGAGGAUAACUGCCGUCUGGUACCAAACAAAGACCAGCAGAAUUCAGACAGCGACUCGUUUGGAGAUGCCUGCGAUAACUGUCCCAACGUCCCUAACAGUGACCAGAAAGACACGGACAGCAACGGACAGGGAGAUGCCUGCGACCAGGACAUCGACGGGGACGGUAUUCCCAACGUCCUGGAUAAUUGUCCCAAAGUCCCGAACCCCAUGCAGACAGACAGAGACAAAGAUGGAGUGGGAGACGCCUGUGACAGCUGUCCUGAACUCAGUAACCCUAUGCAGACGGACAUUGACAACGACCUGGUGGGAGACGUUUGUGACACGAACCAGGACACGGACGGAGACGGUCACCAGGACAGCAGGGACAAUUGUCCAGACAUCCCCAACAGCUCCCAGCUGGACUCCGAUAACGAUGGCCUCGGAGAUGACUGUGAUCACGACGACGACAACGAUGGUAUUCUUGACGACUACGACAACUGUCGGCUCAUCGUGAACCCCAACCAGAAGGACUCAGACGUGAACGGUGUUGGAGACGUCUGUGAGAACGACUUCGAUAACGAUGCAGUGAUGGAUUUGAACGACGUGUGUCCAGAGAGCGCUGAGGUCACUCUGACGGACUUCAGAGCCUAUCAGACGGUCAUCCUGGACCCAGAGGGCGACGCCCAGAUCGAUCCCAACUGGGUGGUCCUUAACCAGGGCAUGGAGAUAGUCCAGACAAUGAACAGCGAUCCUGGUUUGGCAGUGGGCUACACGGCGUUUAAUGGCGUCGACUUCGAGGGGACGUUUCACGUCAACACGAUAACCGAUGACGACUACGCCGGCUUCGUCUUCGGGUACCAGGACUCGUCGAGUUUCUACGUGGUGAUGUGGAAACAGACGGAGCAGACGUACUGGCAGUCGCUCCCCUUCAGGGCCACGGCUCAGCCCGCCCUGCAGCUCAAGGCGGUGAAGUCUCGGACCGGACCGGGCGAGUUCCUGAGGAACGCGCUGUGGCACACUGGAGACACAACCGGAGAGGUGAAGCUGCUCUGGAAGGAUCCACGAAACGUCGGCUGGAAGGACAAAACAUCGUACCGCUGGCAGCUGAGCCACCGGCCGCAGGUGGGAUACAUCAGGGUGAAGCUGUUUGAGGGGACAGACAUGGUGGCCGACUCGGAUGUUGUGGUCGACACCAGCAUGAGAGGAGGCCGACUCGGCGUCUUCUGCUUCUCCCAGGAGAACAUCAUAUGGUCCAACCUGCGCUACAGGUGUAACGACACGGUGCCUGAAGACUUCCAGACUCAUCGCAAGCAAGUCCUGAUGCACAUUCAGGUCUGAGGGCCGCUCACACACACACACACACAGUCUGACAGUGAGUGUGUGUGUGUGGGUGGGUGGGUGAGAGGUGACCACAAGCUCCUGAACGCGUCUCCAUGAACCCUGAACCUCCCACGUGAGACGUUCGUGGUUCACGGCUGUUCACUGACCUUCAGGUUCAUCCUCUGAGGAGCUCAUUUCCAACAUAGCGAACAUCCACGACAGGAGAGCGGAGAGAGCAGGUGGAGGAGCCAUUCAUUAAACUCCAGUCAGUUGAGUCAACCUGAAGAACAAACAGACUCAAGCUAACGUUACAGACAGCAAAACAGUGGAAUGUUCCUUUAUGUGUCUCUGUCUGUUUGCAAAUGCACACGUGUGUGUUGGAAUAAACGCCGUCCACGACUUCCCAA